UUGUGAACAGAGGGAGGGUUCCUCAUUACAAAGCUGUCAGCAGAAGGAGAAACCAUGAUCCGGGUUUCUAUCAUAGUCAUUGUUUUGCUGAUAGUCAGCAUCGAUGCGAAGCCAAUGAAUAAACUUUCAGAUGAACACAUGAAGGAAAUGGUUGUGUCCACUGAUGACGACGGGAAGCUGUUCUGGGGAGUCAUGGUUGAGCCUCCAGAGGACCUGGAUAGGAUUCAGUUUGAGGUCGACCCCAGUAUGAAAAUCUGGAACAGCGUGAAGAACAGCGGCCAGGACAAACAUUACCUGAAGCCUGAGGAGGAUCGGGAUGAGAUUUACCAUCCUUCAACAUCUGAGCUCCAAGCUCAAAUGAGAAAGUUUGGAUACCAAGCUAAAGAGAAGGAUGAAGACCAGUAUUCGCCUGCAUGGAUGGAGCACAGCAGUGAGAGAGAGGUAAGAAUUCAUCUUCAGCCUGAGGAAGACAUAGAUGACCUUUACCACAAACAGCCUCUCAUAUCGGUCCUUCAACAAGAGGUGGCUGAAGCUCCUGCUGACCUUCCCUCUCAAAGGAAGUACGCCAAGCCAGAGGAAGAUCUGGAUGAUAUUUACCAUAAAAAACCCCUCCUGCCAGUUCUUCAACAAGAGGUGGUCGAAGCUCCUGCUGACCUUCGCUCUCAAAGGAAGUACGCUAUGCCAGAGGAAGAUCUGGAUGAUAUUUACCAUAAAAAACCCCUCCUGCCAGUUCUUCAACAAGAGGUGGUCGAAGCUCCUGCUGACCUUCGCUCUCAAAGGAAGUACGCUAUGCCAGAGGAAGAUCUGGAUGAUAUUUACCAUAAAAAACCCCUCCUGCCAGUUCUUCAACAAGAGGUGGUCGAAGCUCCUGCUGACCUUCCCUCUCAAAGGAAGUACGCCAAGCCAGAGGAAGAUCUGGAUGAUAUUUACCAUAAAAAACCCCUCCUGCCAGUUCUUCAACAAGAGGUGGUCGAAGCUCCUGCUGACCUUCGCUCUCAAAGGAAGUACGCUAUGCCAGAGGAAGAUCUGGAUGAUAUUUACCAUAAAAAACCCCUCCUGCCAGUUCUUCAACAAGAGGUGGUCGAAGCUCCUGCUGACCUUCGCUCUCAAAGGAAGUACGCUAUGCCAGAGGAAGAUCUGGAUGAUAUUUACCAUAAAAAACUCCUCCUGCCAGUCCUUCAACAAGAGGUGGCUGAAGCUCCUGCUGACCUUCCCUCUCAAAGGAAGUAUGCUAUGCCAGAGGAAGAUCUGGAUGAUAUUUACCAUAAAAAACUCCUCCUGCCAGUCCUUCAACAAGAGGUGGCUGAAGCUCCUGCUGACCUUCCCUCUCAAAGGAAGUACGCUAAGCCAGAGGAAGAUCUGGAUGAUAUUUACCAUAAAAAACUCCUCCUGCCAGUUCUUCAACAAGAGGUGGCUGAAGCUCCUGCUGACCUUCCCACUCAAAGGAAGUAUGCCAACCCAGAGGAAGAUCUGGAUGGACUCUAUCACAAGUGAUCCAAGCAUACAGCAGUUAUUUUAAACGGCUCAGGCGCAACAUGUAAAUGCAUUUGUGUAAUUUUAUUCUAUUAAACUGCUUUAGAGUAACACA
Girardinichthys multiradiatus is the source of this 1588-nucleotide messenger RNA. RefSeq lists its product as uncharacterized. The record is from RefSeq and is a predicted model, not a curated record. The transcript is spliced from 4 exons. Bases 55 to 1494 code for a protein of 479 amino acids. NCBI's taxonomy places the organism in Eukaryota, Metazoa, Chordata, Actinopteri, Cyprinodontiformes, Goodeidae.